Molecule: messenger RNA, 2422 nt
Organism: Stylophora pistillata
Lineage: Eukaryota; Metazoa; Cnidaria; Anthozoa; Scleractinia; Pocilloporidae
Source: RefSeq, a predicted model, not a curated record
UCAUUUCGCGUUAACCACUCGCCGAGGUCAGACGUGUUUUUCGCUGCUCUCGGAAGUCGUUGAUUUUGCUUCGAAACUAAACAUGAUGAACGAGGAAAAACAAACACCUUUACUAUCUGCCGACCAUCCUCCAAAGAGUAAGGACUCCAGUACCAAACAAGAGCCUGUGGACACCUCUACCAAAUGGGACUCUACAGAUCAAGUCCGAAUUCUGCUUGUUGGUGCUUUGUAUGGGCCCCUAGGCUCUUCCAGUCCGUCAGCGCGUAAUCUACUGCAAACGCUCCUCAAGAAGCUUGACGGCAGUACCCCUGGAACGAGGGAGAGUCCAUCAACCACUGCAAUGGUCGGAUUAGAGGCUGUGGCGAACCAAGCAAAAAAAUCUGUACCCCAAGUAAAUGCAUCGAAAGCAUUUGAGGGAUUGGAUGAUGUUGACAUGGAGAACUACAACACAACUGGGGACUCUUUGGCAAACUCUCAAGUACCGUCAAUUGAAGACAAUGAUGAGACAAAGAACCGAGGCUCUUCAUGUCAGCAGGAAGUUAUGAAGGACGAGAGUGCAGCACUUCUUUCUAAUGAGAUCAACGCAGUUGUACCUCAGGGAUCGGCUGAUGUUGAUAGGGAGAACUACUACACAACUGAGGACUCUUUGACUAACUCCCAAGUACCAUCAAUCGAAGACGAUGAUGAGACAACCAACAAAGUCUCUUCAUGUCAGCAGGAAGUUAUGAAGGACGAGAGCACAGCACUUCCUUCCAAUGAGAUCAACGCAGGUGUGCCUGAUGAGGAUUCAAACUCUUUUCAUUUGGGGAAUGUAUCCACGGCGGCAAAGAAUCGGGUGCACAGUUUCGUUCUCGAUCUGGUGAAUACAACCUCAUCGCAGUUGGAUACCUCCAGCCACCUGAAUCAACUGGAGCUAACUACCAGUGAGUCUGUGGAGGCUGGUCCAGGUCCAGUGAAGGAGGAUUCUUCCGGUUACACGAAGGUUUUAAUGCUAUCAUUAAAGGGAAAUGAUUCAUUAGAGUCAACGGCGAUGUCUUCAGCAAAGAAAUCUGCACCCCAGGUAAAUGCAUCGAAAGUAUCUCAGGGAUUGGCUGAUGUCGACAUGGAGAACUACAACACAACUGGGGACUCUUUGGCAAACUCUCAAGUACAGUCGAUUGAAGACAAUGAUGAGACAAACAAUCAAGGCUCUUCAUGUCAGCAGGAAGCUAUGAAGGACGAGAGUGCAGCACUUCUUUCUAAUGAGAUCAACGCAGGUGUGCCUGAUGAGGAUUCAAACUCUUUUCAUUUGGGGAAUGUAUCCAUGGCGGCAAAGAAUCGGGUGCACAGUUUCGUUCUCGAUCCGGUGAAUGCAACCUCGUCGCAGUUGGAUGCCUCCAGCUACCUGAAUCAACCCGAGCUAACUACGAGUGAGUCUGUGGAGGCUGGUCCAGGUCCAUUGAACGAAGAUUCUUCCGGUUACACGAAGGCUUUAAUGCUAUCAUUAAAGGGAAAGGAUUCAUCGGAGUCAACGGCGAUGUCUUCAGGAAACAAAAGGAAACGAAAGCGCAGUAUUCCAGAAAGUUUAGAUACAUCCGAGAAAGAGUCUGACGAGCCAUUGCAAAAAUCCCAGUGUUUAAUCAUGGAGACAAAUUUACACCAAACUGAUGAGCCGUUGCCAAAAGUCCCAUGGUUGACUGUUGAGAAAACUGACUCGUCCACAGCAAAGGUGACGAUUGAGCAUAUGCAUCCACCCGGUGAACCGACUGACUCAUGGACUUCAACAGGCAAGGGAAUAUCCCCAGAAGCUGAAGGGAAGACCAGGAAACGAAAGCGCAGGGAUUCAGAAAGUUUGGAUACAUCUGAGAAAGAGUGUGACGAGCCAUUGCGAAAAUCUCGAUGUUUAGUCGCAGAGACAAAUGAAAAUUUUCCACAAGCUGAAGAGCCGGAUUCUCAUGAAAAUUUCGCGAGAGUUAGAGUGGAAAAUGCCACAAAUCCAGAAGCUCUGGAGUAUGCUCAUUUGUGCAUCAGAAAUGCUUAUCACGCACUCCUUGGUGCCGGGAUCCUGGAACAUCAAGCAGCCGUGAUGGCCCCAGAAAAUGUAACCAUCCAACCUCAGGCUGAAAUACGGGCACGGGUCAAACCCUACAAACGGAAACGACGACGAAGAAGGAACUAAGAGUGGAAACACCUGGACUGGAUGCUCCACCAAUCAUGAUCAAUUUUUCUGCUUCACGCCACUUAAUGACCGGCUAAAAAAACCAAAAUAACAAAAAAAUGCCGAAAACAAAUGAUUCGCAAAAAAAAGUCUACGACCAAUCCUGACAUUAUAGAAAAACAUUAUCACAGACUGCUUUCUUAAGUUAGCACUAAACAAAUGUUAAAGCCGAAACUUUUUUUGUUGAUUGAGAGGAAAACGAAAUAACCAAAAAAAAAAAACAAU